AUGCCAAAUUGCAUAGGAGCUGUGGACGGGAAACAUGUUCAAAUUCAAGCCCCGCCAAAUUCUGGUUCUAUUUGUUUUAAUUACAAAAAAACAUUUAGUACAGUUCUAAUGGCAGCUUGCGAUCAUGAGUACAAAUUUACUAUUGUUGAUAUUGGAGCUUAUGGAAGUGAAAGUGAUGGUGGCAUUUUUGAAAGAUCAUCUUUAGGAAAAGCAAUAGACAAUGAUGACUUAAAUCUACCCGCAAUUUUUGCAAAUCUUCCAGGUUCUAACCAAACAACGCCUUAUUUCUUUGUUGGCGACGCAGCUUUUAAGAUGUCACGUCACAUGAUGCGCCCUUAUCCAAGCAGAAAUCUGAUUGUAGACAAAAAAGUAUUUAAUUACAGACUUUCUCGGGCUAGACGAGUAAUCGAAAACGCAUUUGGAAUUUUGGUUGGUAUUUACAAAACCUAUCAAGAUAAAACUUGA
This is a messenger RNA of Cyphomyrmex costatus, 465 nucleotides long. RefSeq lists its product as uncharacterized. The record is from RefSeq and is a predicted model, not a curated record. Bases 1 to 465 code for a protein of 154 amino acids. The transcript has a single exon. Lineage: Eukaryota; Metazoa; Arthropoda; Insecta; Hymenoptera; Formicidae.